Messenger RNA from Pyricularia oryzae 70-15, 2099 nucleotides. RefSeq lists its product as uncharacterized. The transcript has 3 exons. Gene Ontology annotation, cellular component: membrane. Lineage: Eukaryota; Fungi; Ascomycota; Sordariomycetes; Magnaporthales; Pyriculariaceae. Gene Ontology annotation, molecular function: transmembrane transporter activity. Gene Ontology annotation, biological process: transmembrane transport. The record is from RefSeq and is a predicted model, not a curated record. The coding region runs from base 460 to 2007 and encodes 515 amino acids.
GCUCUAGACUAGUCAAAUAUGCCAUUAAACUAGCCCAAGACCUUGACGGUUUUCUGGAACUCGGUCCGUAGUAAGGCUGGAGCUUCUUGUUCCCUCCCAGAACCUGAAUAAUCUACAAUACGUCCUUCGAAGGGAGAGAAACGGAAUUUUGGUUCCAUACUCCUUUUUCGAGAAACCCCCAAGACCCAUUUCCCUGGUUGACUGGGUCCAAUUUCCCCGAUCGCAGGCGGCGAGAUCAAUCCCCCGGAUUUUCAUUUUGCGGCCCCUGGCAUUGAUUGUCAGUAACACGCGACUCUCUCCACGCCAACGACACAGACCUACAUACGCUACCCUGAGAUUUAGUGCCAGGAACAACCAGCGCGCCACAGUCAACUAAACUGCGCGCGCCACAGGGCAAAACUUGUAAGCCAAGGGGACCUGCAGAAGUACCGAUUCACCAGCGGGUGGGCGGUCGCAAACAUGUCGAGCAUCGACAAGGAGACAAACAUUGAGCCCAGCCAGCAGCACGUCAAUGGUUUGAACAAGUUCAAGGACUCAGAUGGCGCGGUGUUGCAAGAGUCCCAGUCGCACAUCACAGAGCCCGAUUCUGCCGAGCUUCGAGACCACGCAGAUGGCCAUGGUGGAGGGUUCACGCGGUCCCGCAUCAGCAUCGGCGCAGCAAUCCACGAUGGGCGCCCUACAACGGCGCCGGAUGGAUCAACCGUCUUCUACAAAGUUUACAAGCGCAGAUGGUUUGGUGUCAUUCAGUUGACGCUCCUGAAUAUCAUUACCAGUUGGGAUUGGCUCACCUUUGCACCAGUUCCGGCAAGCUCGGCAGCUUACUUUCAGGUCGCCGAGUCCGAAAUCAACUGGUACAGUACAGCAACGUUGCUGUGCAUCGCCGCAUCUGCGCCAGUGGUGAUCUACACCCUCCGCCACGGACCGAAGCCUGCCAUAUUCGCAGCAUCCGCACUGGUCCUCGCCGGGAACUGGAUUCGCUAUGGCGGGUCCCGCGCUUCCUCUGGCUCUUACGGCAUCGUCAUGUUUGGUCAAAUCCUAAUCGCCAUUGCGCAGGCUCUUGUCCUGGCCUCACCGGCCCGCUACUCGGACCUCUGGUUUACCGAUAGGGGCCGCGUGGCCGCGACCGCCGUCAUGUCGCUUGCCAACGCCUUUGGCGCUGCUCUGGGCAGUUUGAUAAUUCCGUUCAUGGUCGAGGCGCCAGAGGAUGUGCCGAACAUGCUUCUCUGGCUCUCCGUCAUUGCCACGGUAUGUUCGAUCACCGGUUUCUUCGUCCCGGCAGCGCCCCCGACCCCCGUUGCAGCCUCGAGCGAAACGCCCAAGGAGGGACUGAUCUCUUCGCUGCGCAUCGUCUCGCGCUCCCCCGAAGCCUGGAUGGUCAUGAUACCGUUCGCCGUCUACGUCGGAUUGUUCGACGCCAUAUCGUCCCUCCUGGCCCAGAUGAUGGUGCCCCAUGGCUACUCCGAGGACGACUCGGGGAUCGGCGCCGCGGUGCUCAUCGUAGUCGGCCUGGUCGCGGCCGCCGUCUCGAGCCCCAUCAUCGACCGCACAAAGGCCUUUGUGCUGAGCGUCAAGGUCUGCAUCCCCUUCAUCGCCCUGUCCUACCUCGUCUUCAUCUGGAUGCCCGAGACGCGACCCGAGGGGGGAAUCGCCGGUCCGUACGUCGUCCUCGCCAUCCUGGGCGCCACAUCCUUCGCCCUGCUCCCCGUCGCCCUCGAGCUGCUCGUCGAGUUCACCCACCCCAUCAGCCCAGAGGUCACUUCCACGUUCGCUUGGGCCGGUGGCCAGCUGCUUGGCGGUUGCUUCAUCCUGAUUGGUGAUGCCCUCAAGGAGGGACCCGAGGGUAACCCGCCGGGGAACAUGAAGCGCAUGUUGAUCUUCCAGGCAGUCGUUGCCCUGGUCGGUGCUAUCCCCCCAUUGUGUUUGGGGUUGUUUGGGAGAGGUGAAAAAAUCAGGCUCAGGAGAGUUGCGUCGGAUGUGCGGACGAGGCAAGAGGAUACGACAGCGUGAGUGGGUCGUUGAAAUCACACUUGUUAUUAUAGCUAUAGCUGUCAUAUUUGCCUUUUGGAUUUAGAGUUUUAAAAAACCACGAUUUUACCACG